Molecule: messenger RNA, 4461 nt
Organism: Nannospalax galili (Upper Galilee mountains blind mole rat)
Lineage: Eukaryota; Metazoa; Chordata; Mammalia; Rodentia; Spalacidae
Gene: Stk36
Product: serine/threonine kinase 36
Exons: 27
Coding region: 228-4235 (1335 amino acids)
Biological process (GO): protein phosphorylation
Cellular component (GO): cytoplasm
Molecular function (GO): protein kinase activity; ATP binding
Source: RefSeq, a predicted model, not a curated record
GCUUCUGGGUCCUUUGUGGGGCCUGAUAGCCAAGCGACGGAAGUGCCCUAGAAAGUGCCAAUGGGCGGUUCGCGUCCGGCCCACUCCUCUGAGAACUUUGUCCUCUAAACUUCUGACCAGUUCUAAGGAGUAAAAGUGGCUUUCCAGAUGUGUGGAACUGUUCUUGGAUCUACAGCUCUUCGCCACCGCCUACCGUCUUCCUACUGAGAGACCCUGAAACCUUUGCCAUGGAAAAGUACCACGUCUUGGAGAUGAUUGGAGAAGGCUCUUUUGGGAGAGUGUAUAAGGGCCGAAAGAAAUACAGUGCUCAGGUGGUGGCCCUGAAGUUCAUACCAAAACUGGGGCGCUCAGAGAAGGAGCUGAGGAAUUUGCAACGAGAGAUUGAAAUCAUGCGGGGUCUGUGGCAUCCCAACAUUGUGCAUAUGCUCGACAGCUUUGAGACUGACAAAGAGGUAGUGGUGGUGACAGACUAUGCCGAGGGAGAGCUCUUUCAGAUUCUGGAAGAUGAUGGAAAACUUCCCGAAGAUCAGGUUCAGACCAUUGCUGCCCAGUUGGUAUCAGCCUUGUACUAUCUGCAUUCCCACCGAAUCUUACACCGAGACAUGAAGCCCCAGAACAUUCUUCUUGCCAAGGGUGGUGGCAUCAAACUCUGUGACUUUGGAUUUGCCCGGGCUAUGAGCACCAACACCAUGGUGCUGACAUCUAUCAAAGGCACACCACUCUAUAUGUCUCCAGAGCUGGUGGAGGAGCGACCGUAUGACCACACAGCAGACCUCUGGUCAGUUGGCUGCAUCCUGUAUGAGCUGGCUGUAGGCACCCCUCCCUUCUACACCACAAGCAUCUUUCAACUAGUCAGCCUUAUUCUCAAAGACCCUGUGCGCUGGCCCUCCACCAUCAGUCCCUGCUUCAAGAACUUUCUACAGGGGCUGCUCACCAAGGACCCUCGGCAGCGUCUGUCCUGGCCAGACCUCUUACAUCACCCCUUUAUUGCUGGUCGUGUCACCAUAAUAAUGGAACCAGCAGGCUCAGAUUUGGGCACUCCAUUCACUAGUCGCCUGCCCCCAGAACUUCAGGUCCUAAAGGAUGAACAGGCCCAUCGGCUGGCCCCCAAGGGCAAUCAGUCUCGCAUCCUGUACCAGGCCUGUAAAUGCAUGGCUGAAGAGGCCAAGCAGAAGGUGUGGGGACCAAAGGAAAAUAGGGAACAUAUUCACAGUAGUGAUGGGGAAUUGGAGAAGGAGAAAGACCAGAAUGCAGUACCUUCCCUGGAGCAAGAGAAUAGGACCAGUAAGGUGUUUCUUGGUGCAGCUCCUUUGCCUGAACUAAAGGCUCCUCCUCAGGAAUCCAGCCUCUUGUCUGGUAUCGUGGCCUCAGAAGUGAAAAACAACUGGGAAGAGUGGGGGACUGGAGAAGCUCCCCCUGCACCUCGAGAAAACCACGUCACCCUGGAUUGUGAACAAGCAUUCCCAGAGCUGAGGCCAGAGGUGAUUGUCCAGAAGAGCAUUGAUGCAGUAGACCUAGAAAAUGAGGAGCCAGACAGUGAUGAUGAGUGGCAACGCUUGCUAGAGACCGCUGAGCCUGGGCCCAUGAAGCUAAAGGCCCCUCUCACCUUGCUGUGUAAUCCUGACUUCUGCCAGCACAUCCAGAGUCUGCUGCAUGGGACUGGAGAGCAGAUCCUGAAAGGUGUCCUAGAGGGUGCUUCCCACCUCCUUCCUGUACUCCGGGUCCUGAGCAGUCUCCUAUCCAGCUGCCAUGACUCUGUGCUCUUAUAUUCCUUCUGCCAGGAGGCAGGGCUGCCUGGCCUGCCUCUCAGCCUACUCAGGCACAGCCAGGAGAGCAACAGUAUCCAGCAGCAACCUUGGUAUGGGGCUUUCUUACGGGACCUGGUGGCUGUGGUUCAGGCCUACUUUUCCUGUACCUUCAAUCUGGAGAGGAGCCAGACAGGUGACAGCCUGCAGGUAUUUCAGGAGGCUGCCAACCUAUUUCUGGACCUGCUGGGGAAGCUGUUGGCCCAAUCAGAUGACUCAGAGCAAGCAUUUCGGAGGGAUAGCCUUAUGUGUUUUGCUGUCCUAUGUGAAGCUGUGGAUGGGAACAGCCAGACCAUCUCCAAAGCCUUUUACUCCAGCCUGUUGACCACACAGCAUGCCGUGCUUGACGGGCUCCUUCAUGGCUUAACAGUUCUACAACUUCCUCUCCACACACCUCCAGGAGCCCCUCAGGUGAGCCAGCCACUUCCGGAACAAUGUGAGGAUCUACCUGGGGCUGUUUCUUCUGCCCUGGCAGCCAUGUGCACUGCUCCAGUGGGACUACCUAGCUGUUGGGACGCCAAGGAGCAGAUAUCUUGGCAUUUGGCAAAUCAGCUGACUGAAGACAACAACCAGCUGAGACCAUCCCUCAUCUCUGGCCUGCGGCAUUAUGUCCUGUGCCUCCACCUUCUCAAGGUUCUCUACUCCUGCUGUUAUAUCAGUGAACACCUGUGCCGUAUUCUGGUGCAAGAGCCCCUGGCUUUGGAGUCCCUGUUGAUUUUGGUUCAGGGCAAGGUGAAAGUAGCAGAUUGGGAAGAGUCCACUGAAGUGGCACUCUACCUCCUGUCCCUGCUUAUCUUUCGGCUCCAAGAUCUGCCUUCUGGAAUGGAGAAGCUAGGCAGUGAGGUUGCUACUCUUUUUACCCACUCACACGUCGUCUCUCUUGUGAAUGCAGCAGCUUGUCUCUUAGGACAGCUUGGUCAUCAAGGGGUGACCUUUGACCUCCAGCCCCAGGACUGGAUUGCUGCAGCUGCGCAUGCCCUGUCUGGCCCUGCAGAGGUCCGACUGACUCCACCAUGUAGCUGUGGCUUCUACGAUGGCCUCCUGAUCUUUCUGCUGCAGCUUCUUACUCAGGGGAAGCCUAGCCUGAUUAGGAAUGUGGCUAGUUCAGAAGUGUGGACCAUUCUAUGGCACCGCUUUUCCAUGGCUCUGAGGCUACCAGAGGAGGUGUCUGCACAGGAAGAAGAGCUGUCACUAUCCAGUAUACCCAGCCCAGAGCCAGACUGGACACUGAUUUCACCCCAAGGCAUGGCAGCCCUGCUGAGCCUGGCCAUGGUCAUCUUCACCCAGGAACCUGAAUUAUGCCUGAGCCACCUGUCCCAGCCUGGAAGUAUCCUCAUGUCUACCUUGAAACACCUACUUUCCCCCAGCUUCUUGCAUCACCUGAGCCAGGCGCCGCAGGGGCCCCACUUUCUCCCUGUUGUGGUGCUCUCUGUGUGCCAGCUCCUCUACUUCCCUUUUGCCCUGGAUGUGGAUGCUGACCUCCUUGUGGGUAUCUUGGCUGACCUCGGGGACUCAGAAGUUGCAGCCCACCUGCUGCAGGUCUGCUGCCACCACCUUCCAUUGUUACAAACUGAGUUGCCCAUCAGUCUUCUUGCAUGCCUAGCCCUAAUGGAUCCCACUUCUCUUAAGCAGUUUGUGAAUACAGUGGCUGCUUCCCCUAGAACCAUGGUCUCAUUCCUCUCUGUUGCCCUCCUGAGUGACCAACCCCUGCUGAUCUCUGAUCUUCUGUCCUUACUGGCCCACACAGCUCGAGUACUGUCCCCUAGCCACUUGCCCUUUGUCCAAGAGCUCCUGGCUGGCCCUGAUGAAUCCUAUCGGCCAUUGCGCAGCCUCCUGGGCCACUCAGAGAACUCUGUGAGAGUCCGUACUUAUGGGCUCCUGGGACACUCACUCCAACACAGCAUGGCCCUACGUGGGGCACUGCAGAGUCAGGCUGGACUGCUUAGCCUUCUGUUGCUGGGGCUUGGAGACAAGGACCCUGCUGUGCGACGCAGUGCCAGCUUUGCUGUGGGCAACGCAGCCUACCAGGCUGGUCCUUUGGGACCUGCCCUGGCAGCUGCAGUGCCCAGUAUGACCCAGCUGCUUGGAGAUCCUCAGGAUGGUAUCCGACGCAAUGCAGCAUUAGCUCUGGGAAAUCUUGGACCUGAAGGAUUGGGCAAGGAGCUUUUACAGUGUCAAAUACCCCAGCGGCUCCUAGAAAUGGCAUGUGGAGACCCUCAGUCAACUGUGAAGGAGGCCGCCCUCAUCGCUCUUCGGAGCCUCCGACAGGAGCCCUGUAUCCAUCAGGUGCUGGUGUCCUUGGGUGCCAGUGAGAAAUUAGCCUUGCUUUCUUUGGGAAAUCAGUUACUGCCGAAUAACAGCACCAGGCCUGCCUCUGCCAGACAUUGCAGGAAACUCAUUCACCUCCUAAGACCAACCCACAGCACAUGACCCCAGAUUCCUGGGGUCCAGCCUCCAGCCUUCGUUACCCUUCUAUUGCCAAGUCUUCCUUAUUGUCCUACACAAGCCAUUAACUCAGCUGAAAGCUGAUGAGACUGAAAAAGAGUAAUAAGUUGCCAACUCCCCUGAGAGCAAGAAACUAAAAAAGAUUUUCACAUAAAGCUCCCUCCUUCCCCUAGAUUCAUGAUGAUUUCAACCAGUAAACUUCAUCACUGUU